AUGUGCUUCCUGUGUAUUGAGAACAAUGCCCAUCAUCUACAGCAGCAGCAGCCGCAGCAGCAGCAACCACCAAACAUCCAGGAACUGCAAAUUCUUUCCAACCAGCAGCUGCUAAUGACGCAAAUUCUCCAGCAACAAAGCGCCACGCAGCUUGCCAUCCGCAAUCUUUCCUACGACGAAAGGGUGCUGGACUCGCUUUCGAGCAACAUGGCGGAGUUCGUGUAUGACAAAGACAAUGGACACACGUUCGACGCAUGGUUUUCCAGGUAUGUCGACCUUUUUGACAAGGAUGCCCGGAAGCUCGAUGACGCAGCGAAAGUGCGAUUGCUCCUGCGAAAGCUUAGCCCACCCGACCACGAGCGCUACAAUAGCUUCAUUCUGCCGAGGCUCGCUCGUGAAUUUACGUUCACAGAGACCGUCGAUAGCUCAUACCUGGCAUACUCGUGCAAGGUGAACAAGGCAUGUGUUGAUUCCAAACUUCCGGAAUUAACUGAAGAGCAGUUCAAAUGCCUUAUUUACGUCUGUGGUCUGAAGUCAAAUCAAGAUGCCGAAGUUAGAAUGCAUCUCAUCAACAAGCUGAACGAGAACGUCAAUCUGACGCUACAGAAGAAGAAGAAGCAACCAUCGACAAAGACGGUGACGAUCCGAAACAUCAUCCAGGGUCGGAAAUUCUUCAAGCUUCAGGUCAACAACGUACCCCUUCGCUUUCAAUUGGACACAGGGUCCGAUAUUUCGAUAAUUUCGCACCGAUCGUGGAUCAAACUCGGUCGUCCCCACACGAAACCAACGGUUUGUACCGCGCGAACAGCUUCCGGAGAGCCACUCGAUCUUGUUGCCGAGAUGUGGUGUAACAUUUCCCUCAAUGGAGUCACAAAAGGGGGUAAGUGUUUCGUCGCCGCUCCUAACGUCAGUCUCGACAUUCUAGGAAUUGACUGGAUGGAUUUGUUUGGGUUGUGGAACCAGCCAAUCACAUCGUUCUGCAACCAGGUCAGCGCUCAACCAAAUCAGUCGCUGGCUACCCUCCAAGCUCAGUUCCCCGAAGGUUUCACUAACGAGAUGGGCCUCUGCAAGAAGGCUCCCGUCAAGCUGGUCCUGAAAGGCGAUCCGAAACCAGUUUUCAAGCCGAAGCGUCCGGUAGCGUACUGCAUGGAAGGUGUGGUAGAGGACGAGAUUUGUCGCUUAGAGAAUCUGGGCAUUUUGAAGAAGGUGGAUUUCGCUGAAUGGGCAGCACCAAUCGUAGUGGUCCGGAAACCCAAUGGCACCGUCCGGAUUUGUGCUGAUUUUUCGACUGGCUUGAACACCGUACUCGAGCCGAAUCAGUACCCUCUACCGCUACCCGAAGAUAUAUUCGCCAAAAUGUCCGGAUGUCGGGUGUUUAGCCACAUCGACCUUUCUGAUGCCUACUUACAGGUCGAGGUCGAUCCGGAGAGUCAACCGCUGCUCACCAUAAACACCCACAAAGGCCUCUUUCAAUUCACCCGCUUGUCGCCCGGCAUCAAAUCUGCCCCAGGCGCAUUCCAACAGCUGAUGGACACGAUGCUCGCUGGUUUACCGUGUACCGUAGGUUAUUUGGAUGACAUCGUAGUGGGAGGUCGAACGGAAGAGGAACAUCGGCGCAACCUUUUUCUUGUGUUGCAACGACUGCAAGCAUUCGGCUUCACUGUCCGCAUAGAGAAAUGCAGCUUUCACAUGCGGCAACAAUGAAAUAUCUCGGA
Toxorhynchites rutilus septentrionalis is the source of this 1715-nucleotide messenger RNA. RefSeq lists its product as uncharacterized. The record is from RefSeq and is a predicted model, not a curated record. The transcript has 4 exons. Bases 1 to 1704 code for a protein of 567 amino acids. Lineage: Eukaryota; Metazoa; Arthropoda; Insecta; Diptera; Culicidae.